AUGGCAUUGGAUAGCAACCGCUGGUGCUCUCUGAAUGGUCGGAUUCGGAUUGGGCCUGCUGGUGAGAAGCUUGAUGCGAUUGGUCGAGGAUGGCAGAUGGCUGUGGUUCGUGAAAGGCCGGGUCCCAUUGGAUGGCUGACAAGAGGUUUUUUAAAUUUUAAAUUUGGCCGCCGUUGGGCUCUGGUCGCGCCGCUGCGUUCAGUCAUGCUCAGGUUGAGUCAGCGUCGCAGGAAGUGGAAGAUCAUGAGAAAACGGCAAACUAUGGAAAAAGCAUGGAAUAAUAGUAAGCGACGUCUGCUUGCAAAAAACAAAAGGAAUGUCUACAAGACGAAGCCAACUGCUGCUGAAACAGCAGGGAAGAAAGAAGCACCAGUGUCUAAUAGCAACUCCUCCCAGCAUGAACCAGUUCCUAUUGGGCUCGUUUCUUUAGUGAGUGUGAGGAAUGUGCUGAAUCCUCUUAAAGCUGUAGUUUCGUCCUUGUGCAAUUGGUGGCUGAACAACAUUAAUCAGGGUUUAGAAAUAAUGAAAGACAUUUUAUUUCCUUCUCGUGUUUACUUACGGGAACUGAAUGCACUACGACAACAUAUUGAGGCACUUGAGAUGAAGCUAGUACAACUGCAAGAAAUCUGCAAUGUAAACUUGGAGUCUAAUAAUUCAAAAGAUUCAUGUUCCUAUCGAAAAUAUGUUGAUUUCUCUCCAGGCCCCACAAAAAUACCAGUGUGGCCAGUCCAGCCAAUCAUGAGUCGUACCUUACCACAAAAACCAUUUGGAGCCCUUCCUCCCCAGCCUCCACCUCCACCACCCCCUCCUCCAUUACCACCACCUUCUGUGUUUGUGCAGAAACCACUGCAGAUUCAGCGGAAAACUAGGAGUGAAAAUUCUUUGCAAGCGCUGUCUAAGGAAAUUAACAGACCACUGUCCAUAACUAUGAAAGAUUUGAUUAAUGUAAAACUAAGGAAGACUACAGACGGAUUUGAAAUAAAAAAGACUGAUCCUGAGAGGAUAGGUGGAUCAUUAUCUGUGACGGUAAAGGAUUUACUUGAAGUGAAACUGAGGAAGACGCAGAACAAAGUAAAUGAACUAGAGAUGAAUACACCAGAAAAGAAAAGGUCUCCUUUAGUCACAAUUUCUGAUCUACAAGGCUUUAAUUUCCAGACAAAAGCUAACCAACUACAGAAACCAGCAAAAAUGAUGAACAGUCCACAUAAACCUGUGGUCAAUUUUCGGCAACGUCUAAAGAAGGUUGCUAUAGAAAGAAGCCCUGGUGGCACACCUCUUCAUAAAGAGAACCGGGACACUGGAACAGGACUAACACCAGUUAUGACACAAGCACUAAAACGGAAAUUUAAGAUGGCCCAUCCCAAAAGUCCUCCUUGCUCCUUGACUCCGAACACCAGCUUUGAUGAGUAAAACUCAAGCUAAUUUGGAGCAAUGUAUUUAGUUCUAAAACUGCAACUUUUAACAUUGAUGUCCUUAAUCUAAUUGCCUUUUGGACACUAUCCCCUGAGAGCAAGUCUGCAACCUCAAGACUAGGAAAAGGAUUGAGCCAAUUUAAGACACAUUAUAAAUGGUCCAACAUUUUAAUUGUUUCUUAUUGACAAAUAACUAAAUUUCAGCACCAAAUACAUAUUUAUAUGGUAAUCAUUAAUUGCCUGACCUGUGAUACUGUCAUCUGUUUAUAUAACUCUGCUUUCAAUUUUUU
Molecule: messenger RNA, 1702 nt
Organism: Hemiscyllium ocellatum (epaulette shark)
Lineage: Eukaryota; Metazoa; Chordata; Chondrichthyes; Orectolobiformes; Hemiscylliidae
Gene: prr11
Product: proline rich 11
Exons: 11
Coding region: 1-1410 (469 amino acids)
Cellular component (GO): cytoplasm; nucleus
Source: RefSeq, a predicted model, not a curated record